AUGGCCACAUUCAGCAACAACUUUUGUCUAAUGUUGUUAUGUUUUAUGAUGAGUUCGACACUGAUGUUGAACACUGUGCUUUCUAAUGUUGCUUCGGCACCAUCAAAUUGGCCUGGGCCAGUGUCAUCAUCGUACGAAAGUUAUUUGGCUAAUUGUGCAUCACAUUUAGAUCCAAUUUGUGGUAGAGACAUAUACUUUGCUGUAUUUUAUGGUAACGCAACUAUCAUUAAAGAUUGUUGUGACGAACUUGUGCGCGAUGUUGGAAAAGUGUGCCACGAUGAUAUGACAAAAUUUGUUUUGACUAAGACACAGUUCAAGAGCAGUGGUGUUCAGAUCGUGGAGAGGAGCCAGAAGGUUUGGAAUGACUGUGUUGGCGUUGUUGAAUCAUAG
Messenger RNA from Vigna angularis (adzuki bean), 390 nucleotides. Its product is annotated as protein DOWN-REGULATED IN DIF1 11. NCBI's taxonomy places the organism in Eukaryota, Viridiplantae, Streptophyta, Magnoliopsida, Fabales, Fabaceae. Bases 1 to 390 code for a protein of 129 amino acids. The transcript has a single exon. The record is from RefSeq and is a predicted model, not a curated record.